AUGCAGCACAAGCGCAUUUGCCUCGGCCUCUUCGCCGCCUUUGCCAGCCUCGUCACCGCCGCCGACGAUUCCGAUGUCACCCAGCUCACCGGCAAGACCUUUGACGACUUCGUCAAGGCCAAUGACCUGGUCCUCGCCGAGUUCUUUGCUCCCUGGUGCGGUCACUGCAAGGCCCUCGCCCCCGAGUAUGAGGAGGCCGCCACCACCCUGAAGGAGAAGAACAUCAAGCUAGCCAAGAUUGACUGCACUGAGGAGGCCGACCUCUGCCAGACACACGGCGUCGAGGGCUACCCCACCCUCAAGGUCUUCCGCGGCCUCGACAACGUCUCCCCCUACGGCGGCCAGCGCAAGGCCGCUGCCAUCACAUCCUACAUGGUCAAGCAGUCCCUGCCCGCCGUCUCCACCCUCGAAAAGGACACACUCGAGGACUUCAAGACGGCCGACAAGGUCGUCGUCGUGGCCUACGUCGCCGAGGACGACAAAACCUCGGCCGAGGUCUUCAAGACGGUCGCUGAGAAGCACCGCAACGAUUACCUCUUUGGCUCCGUCGCCGACGUCGCUGUGGCCGAGGCUGAGGGUGUCAAGGCCCCCGCCGUCGUGCUCUACAAGAGCUUCGACGAGGGCAAGACUGUCUUCAAGGGCAAGAAGUUCGAGGCCGAUGCCAUCGAGGAGUUUGCCAAGACCGCCGCCACGCCCCUCAUUGGCGAGAUCGGCCCUGAGACCUACGCUGGCUACAUGGCCGCCGGUCUUCCCCUCGCUUACAUCUUCGCCGAGACCGAGGAGGAGCGUACCGAGCUCACCGCGGCUCUCAAGGCUGUUGCUGAGAAGCACAAGGGCAAGGUCAACUUCGGUACUAUUGACGCCAAGUCCUUUGGUGCCCACGCCGGCAACCUGAACCUGAAGACCGACAAGUUCCCCGCUUUUGCCAUCCAGGACAUUGAGGGCAACAAGAAGUUCCCCUUUGACCAGGAGAAGGAGAUUACCGAGAAGUCCAUUGGCAAGUUUGUCGCUGACUACGUCGCCGGCAAGAUUGAGCCCAGCAUCAAGUCGGAGCCCAUCCCCGAGUCCCAGGAUGGCCCCGUCACCGUCGUCGUCGCCAAGAACUACGAGGAUAUUGUCCUUGAUGAUAAGAAGGACGUGCUCAUCGAGUUCUACGCCCCCUGGUGCGGCCACUGCAAGGCCCUCGCCCCCAAGUACGACCAGCUUGGCGCCGCCUUCCAGGAGUCCGAGUUCAAGGACAAGGUCACCAUCGCCAAGGUCGACGCCACCCUCAACGACGUCCCCGACGACAUUUCCGGCUUCCCCACCAUCAAGCUCUACCCCGCCGGCGACAAGAAGAACCCCGUCACCUACAACGGCGCCCGCACCCCCGAGGACCUCAUCGAGUUCAUCAAGGAGAACGGCAAGUACAAGGCCAGCGUCACCAUCAAGGAGGAGCCUACCGAGGAGGCCGCUCCCGCUGCCUCCGAGGCCAAAGAGGAGCCCGCCGCCGCCGAGGAGGAAGACCACGACGAACUGUAA
Messenger RNA from Cordyceps fumosorosea ARSEF 2679, 1521 nucleotides. Its product is annotated as protein disulfide-isomerase. Gene Ontology annotation, molecular function: protein disulfide isomerase activity. NCBI's taxonomy places the organism in Eukaryota, Fungi, Ascomycota, Sordariomycetes, Hypocreales, Cordycipitaceae. The transcript has 2 exons. Gene Ontology annotation, biological process: response to endoplasmic reticulum stress; protein folding. Bases 1 to 1521 code for a protein of 506 amino acids. The record is from RefSeq and is a predicted model, not a curated record. Gene Ontology annotation, cellular component: endoplasmic reticulum.